AUUCCACAAUCAUCCGAUCAAACAAUUAUGGCGCCCUUUCCACUCUCUUUGAUUUUUGGAAAGAAUAAACGUCGCGACGACAUACGAUACCGACAAAAGCCGACGCUCAAGGGUGUUAUGACGGCUUUUUUUGCCACUCAAGCUGCAAUAUUCCUCUUGUUGCUGGCCGGUCUAUCUUUAACCGGCACAGCCGUGGCACUAAUCGCCUCCAUGCCGGUAUUCCUAGUAUUUAGCCCGGUUCUUGUACCCGCGGGUAUAGCCACCACUAUUCUUGCCGGAGGUUUAAUGGCUGGAGGCACCUCUGGUGUGUCGGGUCUCACCAUCUUAAUGUGGCUCUACAAGCAAUUUACGGGUAGAGACCUUCCGAAAAUUCCAGGAUUGAAUCCGGGCGGUGGAGCUGCAGCAGGUGGAGCUGCCCCUGCCGCCCCAGCUGCCCCAGCAGCUAAACCGGCAGCUAAGCCUGCAGCUAAACCGGGCGGAUGAAAAUAAUUCAAGGACAUAGACAAUUUGAUUUAUAUAAUCAUUGAAGUUCCAUAAAUUAAAGAUAAUUACCCAUCUUUUUUUGCUAAAUACUAAUUAUUACGUGUUGAUGAAAGUAAACUUCUCAAAUGUCAUUCUCUUAAUGUAUGCCGUGCUACAGAAACAAUAACAUAUGUAUGCAUGUUUAUUGUCCAAUAUUUUUAAAACGAGGUUAUAUAUAUCACCGAUUUCAACC
Molecule: messenger RNA, 715 nt
Organism: Arabidopsis lyrata subsp. lyrata
Lineage: Eukaryota; Viridiplantae; Streptophyta; Magnoliopsida; Brassicales; Brassicaceae
Product: oleosin-B1
Exons: 2
Coding region: 28-483 (151 amino acids)
Biological process (GO): lipid storage; sexual reproduction
Cellular component (GO): extracellular region; monolayer-surrounded lipid storage body; membrane
Source: RefSeq, a predicted model, not a curated record